AUGGCGAACCUUCACUUCACGGCGUCCAGCGCGCCGCUGAAGAGUAUCCAAGAGAUCCAGUUUGGUCUGCUGGAUCCCGCGGAGAUCCAAGAGAUGAGUGUCGCUCACAUCAUCUACCCGGAGACCAUGGACGAGGCAAAGCAGCGUCCCCGUGAAGGUGGUUUGAACGACCCCAAGCUUGGCUCCAUCGACCGUGCGUAUUCAUGCGCCACCUGCGGUGAAAACAUGCAGGAGUGUCCGGGUCACUUCGGACACAUUGAGCUGCACACGCCCGUCUUCCACGUUGGCUUUAUCAACAAGAUCAAGAAGCUGCUUGAGUGCGUGUGCCACAACUGUGGCAAGAUCUUAGCAGAUGAAUCUGAGCAACACUUCAAAGACGCCUUGCGGUUACGAGACCCGAAGAAGCGCUUCGAAGCGAUAUGGAAGGUCUGCAAGCCUAAGAACGUCUGUCAGAUGGACCAGCCGUCGGACGACUACGACGGUGCUCAGAAGAACAAGAAACCCCAAAUCCAGCACGGCGGAUGCGGAAACAGGCAGCCUGAAAUCCGCAAAGACGGCUUGAAGUUGAUGGGAACUUGGAAGCCCCAGAAGGGCGAAGAUGAAGAGGAGGCUCGCCAGCCGGAGAAGCGCGUCAUCAAGCCCCAGGAUGUGCUGAACAUCUUCAAGCUGAUCAGCGAUGAGGCUCUUCUUACUCUUGGCCUGAACGUCAACUUCGCCAGGCCCGAGUGGAUGGUCCUUACCAUGUUGCCUGUUCCUCCUCCGCCGGUUAGACCUUCUAUCUCCGUAGAUGGAACUGGACAGGGCAUGCGUGGAGAGGAUGAUUUGACCUACAAGCUUGCUGAUAUCAUCCGCGCCAACGGUAGCAUCAAGCGCUGCCAUUCGGAAGGUGCUGCGCAGCACGUCAUUGACGACUUCGAAGUCCUUCUCCAAUGGCACGUAGCAACCUACAUGGAUAACGAUCUUGCUGGUCAGCCACAGGCGCAACAGAAGUCCGGCAGAGCAUUGAAGACCAUUCGUGGUCGUCUAAAGGGUAAGGAUGGUCGUCUCCGUGGUAACUUGAUGGGCAAGCGUGUGGACUUCUCCGCACGUACCGUCAUCACUGGUGAUCCCAAUCUGGAUCUGGACGAAGUCGGUGUUCCGCGGUCCAUUGCUAGGACUCUGACGUAUCCUGAGACUGUUACGCCGUACAACAUUGCGAAGCUUCACGAAUUGGUCAAGAACGGCCCGAACGAGCAUCCUGGUGCGAAGUACAUCAUCCGCGACGACGGCACGCGCAUCGACCUUCGUCAUCACAAGCGUGCCGGAGAAAUCCAGCUCGCAUAUGGCUGGAAGGUCGAGCGUCACGUCGUAUCUGGAGAUUUCAUCAUCUUCAAUCGUCAGCCCUCUCUGCAUAAGGAGUCUAUGAUGGGUCACCGCGUCCGUGUCAUGCCCUACUCGACUUUCCGGUUGAACUUGUCGGUUACCUCUCCGUACAACGCCGAUUUCGACGGUGACGAGAUGAACUUGCACGUUCCUCAGACCGAAGAGACUCGUGCAGAAGUCAUGCAGCUUUGCAUGGUGCCUCUAAAUAUCGUUUCACCUCAGCGUAACGGUCCGCUCAUGGGUAUCGUGCAGGACACCCUCUGCGGUAUCUACAAGAUGUGCAACCGUGAUAUCUUCCUCACCAAAGAGCAAGUUAUGAACAUCCUUCUCUGGGUACCAGACUGGGACGGUGUGAUUCCUCAGCCCGCGAUUCUGAAGCCGCGUCCCCGGUGGACUGGAAAGCAGCUUAUCAGUCUUGCCAUUCCGGACAUCAACCUGAUCAAGCCCGGCAAGACGCACGCACCAAUUGAUGACAGCGGAGUUGUUAUCAUUGGCGGUGAGCUCAUGUACGGACUCUUCAACAAGAAGAUUGUUGGUGCCAGCAGUGGUGGUAUCAUCCACACUGUCUACAACGAGAAGGGCUGGGAAGCCACCGUGGGUUUCUUCAACGGUGCCCAGCGUAUUGUCAACUAUUGGCUCUUGCACACCGGUUUCUCGAUCGGUAUUGGCGAUACCAUUCCUGACGCCAUCACCACGACGAAGAUUGAAGCAGCCAUAGAUGAGCAGAAGGAGGAAGUCGCUAAAAUCACGGAGGAGGCAACACAGGACAAACUUGACCCGCUUCCCGGUAUGACCAAGAGAGAAACAUUCGAGAGUAAGGUUUCGGUCUGUUUGAACAAGGCUCGUGACAACGCAGGUGCUGUCACCGAAAAGAGUGUGGCAAAGUGCAACAACGCCAUUGCCAUGGCUGCUUCCGGUUCGAAGGGUUCGACAAUCAACAUUUCCCAGAUGACGGCGCUUGUCGGUCAGCAAUCAGUCGAGGGCAAGCGUAUUCCCUUCGGCUUCAAGUAUCGGACUCUGCCGCACUUCACGAAGGACGACUACUCCCCCGCGGCUAGAGGCUUCGUUCAGAACUCGUACCUCCGUGGUCUCACCCCCUCUGAGUUCUUCUUCCACGCCAUGGCUGGUCGCGAAGGUCUUAUCGAUACCGCUGUCAAGACUGCCGAGACUGGUUACAUCCAGCGUCGUUUGGUGAAGGCCCUUGAGGAUGUCAUGGCCAAGUACGAUGGAACCGUGCGCAACUCCCUCGGUGAUGUUGUUCAGUUCGUCUACGGUGAAGAUGGUCUCGAUGGAUGUUACAUCGAGAAGCAGGGUUGCGAUUUCGUCAACUGCUCCGAUGCGCAAUUCAAGCGCAAGUUCUACGUCAACGUCAUGGACCCGUCGACUUCGCUCUCAAGCGAUAUUCUGGAGCAGGCUGAUGCCAUUUCCGGUGAUAUUGAGGUGCAACGCCUGUUUGACGAGGAAUUCGCUCAGCUCGAGGAAGACAGGAGGUACGUCCGCAACAUCACCAAUGAUGCGGACGACCAGCGCCAGCUUCCGCUCAACAUCCAGCGUAUCAUUGAAACGGCGAAGAGCAAGUUCCGUAUCAAGGAUGGUUCUCGAAGCGACCUCCACCCUGCCGAAGUCAUUCCCAAGGUUAAGGAAGUCCUUGACAGGCUGGUCGUCGUCCGUGGAGAUGAUCCGUUGUCGCGCGAGGCUCAGGAGAACGCGACGUUCCUUUUCAAGUCGCAGCUGCGUUCAAGGCUGUCGUUCAAGCGUCUUGUUCGGGAAUACUCACUGAACAAGCUUGCAUUCGAGAACGUUCUCGGUGAUCUCGAGAACCGCUUCAACAGAGCCAUCGUCAGUCCUGGAGAAAUGGUCGGUGUCCUUGCCGCACAGUCGAUUGGUGAGCCUGCUACGCAGAUGACUCUGAACACCUUCCAUUUUGCUGGUGUCUCAUCGAAGAACGUUACACUCGGUGUCCCCCGUCUAAAGGAAAUUCUGAACGUCGCCAAGAACAUCAAGACUCCUUCCAUGAAGGUGUACACGACAACCUCCUUGGAAACUUCAGACGAGGUGAAGAGGCACGAAGCCAAGCUGCUCCGUAGUCGUAUCGAGCACACGACACUACGCUCUGUUACCGAGUGUGUCGAGCUCUACUAUGAUCCUGACAUCCAGUCGACUGUGAUCGAGGCUGAUUCUGACUUGGUCGAGUCGUACUUCAUCAUUCCCGAUGACACGCAGGAAGAUAUCGACUCACAGUCCAAGUGGCUCAUGCGUAUCGUGCUCAACCGUGGCAAACUUCUCGACAAGGGCCUGACGGUGCCUCAAGUCGCUAGCAGGAUCAAGGAGGAAUACCACAAGAACCUGGCUGUCAUCUUCAGUGACAACAAUGCCGAGGAACUCGUCAUCCGUAUCCGCUUGAUCAAGCAUGAUGUCAACAAGGAGGAAGAGGGCGAAGAGAACGACGAGAAGCUGCUUGGCAUGCUUGAGGAGAGACUGCUUGACGACUUGACGCUUCGUGGCGUUCCAGGCGUCGAGCGUGCCUUCAUCAACAGCGGCCAGAAGCAGGUCGUCAGGGAUGAUGGCACCCUGUACAUGGCGAAGACCAACGACUGCACAGAAUGGUUCCUCGAUACCACCGGUACCGCUCUGUCUCGUGUCCUUACGGUUGACGGCGUCGACGCCAGCCGUACCUAUUCCAACAAUUUCUUCGAGAUUAUCCAGGUCUUCGGAAUUGAGGCGACGCGUACAGCUCUUCUUAAGGAAUUCACGCAGGUGUUGGCGUUCGACGGUUCAUACGUCAACCAUCGUCACUUGGCGCUUCUGGUCGACGUCAUGACAGCUCGUGGUUUGAUCAUGGCUGUUACCCGUCACGGUAUCAACCGUGCCGACACUGGUGCUCUCAUGCGCUGCUCUUUCGAAGAGACGGUCGAAAUUCUGCUGGAUGCUGCCGCGUGUGGUGAACUCGACGACUGCCGUGGUGUCUCGGAGAACAUUAUGUUGGGUCAACUGGCGCCCGCCGGUACAGGCGAGAUGGAUAUCAUGGUUGACAAGAACAUGCUCAACACGUGUGCGUCGGACAAUGCUCGCUACGGGCUCAUGCCUGGUCUGGCCGCUGCUCCUGGCUACAUCGCCGAUGGUGCUGCUACGCCUUACGAUAUCGGCUCUCCAACACACGAGGGCGCGUUCGCUGGUCCGGACUAUGGCGCAUCGUUCUCGCCGAUGGUGCAGGCUGGUGGCGACGAAAGCGGUGGCCUUACUUCGUAUGGCUCGUUCAGCGAUGGCGGCAUGAGCCCCUACGCUCGCAGCCCUGGAUAUGCGCCCACCAGCCCCUUCAGCGGCCAGAGCCCUACCUCUCCGGGUUACUCGCCAACUUCGCCCGGUUACUCUCCCACCUCGCCAGGCCUCAACCUUACGAGCCCGCGGUUUGGCGGCACGUCGCCUGCUUUUUCGCCUACCAGCCCAGGCUAUUCACCCACUUCGCCUGGCUACUCGCCAACAUCGCCGGCAUUCAACAGCUUGUCGCCCACAUCUCCCAACUACUCUCCGACGUCGCCAUCUUAUUCUCCUACGUCGCCGUCGUCACCGACUUCCCCGGCGUACUCGCCGACAUCGCCCAGUUACAGCCCGACGUCGCCGGCGCACGCAACGUCACCAAAGUACAGCCCGACGUCUCCGGCUUACAGCCCCACGUCGCCGAUGUACUCGCCGACCAGCCCGCAGUUUGGUGCAGGCAGCGACCGACGAUCGCCGACGUCGCCUGCGAUGGGCUACUCUCCCACGAGCCCGGUGUACAGCCCAACCAGCCCUGCUGGGGACCAGUACUCACCAACGUCACCGAGGUUCUCUCCUACUUCUCCGGGUGCGGGGCAGUACUCGGCCACUUCGCCGAAGUAUUCGCCCACGUCCCCGAAGUACUCUCCUACUUCGCCGCGGCAGGACUAA
Messenger RNA from Lasiodiplodia theobromae, 5289 nucleotides. Its product is annotated as DNA-directed RNA polymerase II subunit RPB1. NCBI's taxonomy places the organism in Eukaryota, Fungi, Ascomycota, Dothideomycetes, Botryosphaeriales, Botryosphaeriaceae. The coding region runs from base 1 to 5289 and encodes 1762 amino acids. The transcript has 5 exons. Gene Ontology annotation, cellular component: RNA polymerase II, core complex. The record is from RefSeq and is a predicted model, not a curated record. Gene Ontology annotation, biological process: transcription by RNA polymerase II. Gene Ontology annotation, molecular function: DNA binding.